UUACCCUGAUGUACUGACUGUUCUAACAUCCGAAGAAAACCCAAAAGAAUACAGUAUCACCCCAUACCAUACCAGUCUUCUUAUCUUGGCAAAAUAGAACUGAAGGACAGCAAACUCAGAAAUGGAAUCAAAUUACAGUUAUGAUUACGAUGAGUUUACAAAUUAUUCUUCUGAUACAACUGAACCCAAUGACACACCUUGUCAAAUGAGUGAGAUCAAUGAAAUAGUUUUCAAUAUAAUAGUUUACAUUUAUAUUAUUAUUUCUCUCCUUGGCUUUGUAGGCAAUAGUUUGGUGAUAAUAACCUAUGCCUGUUACAAGAAGUCCAAGUCUAUGACGGACAUAUUUCUUCUCAAUGUAGCAAUAGCAGAUAUACUGUUUGUCAUUUCACUUCCACUGGAGGUGAUACAUGUCAAAUACAGCUGGGUCAUGGGGAAUUUCCCCUGCAAGCUGCUCAAAGGCAUGUACAAUAUCAAUCUGUACAGCGGAAUGUUGCUACUUGCUUGCAUAGGUACUGACCGUUAUGUUGCCAUUGUUCAGGCAAAGAGGUCUUUUAACUUCCGCUCAAUCGCAUGGUUCUACAGCCAAAUGAUUUGGCUGGUGGUCUGGAUUUUUGCAGUUGCUAUGUCUAUGCCUACUUUCAUCUUUACUAAAAGCAUACCAUUAAAAAACUCUACAGUCUGUGAAAAUAGCUUUCCUGAUUCACGGUAUGUUGUCACUUUAAAAACUUUUAUCCCAUCUUUACAGAUUUCAGUAGGGUUCUUCCUACCUCUUUCCGUCAUGAUCUUCUGCUAUUCCAGAAUAAUUUGUACUCUUAGCCGCACCCGCAACUUGCAGAGGCACAAGGCGAUGCACGUUGUCAUGGCAGUGAUGGUGACUUUUAUUUUAUGCCAUCUUCCUUACAACAUUGCCCUUUUGUAUGACGUUGCAAAAAAAUUUGAUACCAAUUAUGUCUGCGAAGAACGAAGGAUACUUGUUAAGACUAUUAUUUUUACUAAGUGUUUAGCGUCUUUCCAUGCUUGUCUAAAUCCAAUUCUCUAUGCAUUCAUUGGAGUGAAAUUCCGAAGCCAUUUCUGCAAGAUAAUGAAGGACUUUUGGUGCCUACACAAAAGAUUUAUGCCUAUCAGGAAAACAUCUCCACUUACCUCAGACUUUAUUUCUAGAAAGAGUUCAGAGAUGGUUGAUCUAAACAGUGCAUCUUCAUUUACCAUGUAG
Messenger RNA from Erpetoichthys calabaricus (reedfish), 1213 nucleotides. RefSeq names its product C-C chemokine receptor type 6-like. The record is from RefSeq and is a predicted model, not a curated record. Gene Ontology annotation, molecular function: chemokine receptor activity. NCBI's taxonomy places the organism in Eukaryota, Metazoa, Chordata, Cladistia, Polypteriformes, Polypteridae. Gene Ontology annotation, biological process: chemotaxis; G protein-coupled receptor signaling pathway; immune response. Gene Ontology annotation, cellular component: membrane. The coding region runs from base 122 to 1213 and encodes 363 amino acids. The transcript is spliced from 2 exons.